GUAAAAGUACAAUGUUGAUAUUUUGUUUCAGACGUGAAAAGCGAAGAUGCAGAUCUUCGUGAAGACUUUGACGGGCAAGACCAUCACCCUUGAGGUGGAGCCCUCUGACACUAUCGAGAAUGUCAAGGCUAAAAUCCAGGAUAAGGAGGGUAUUCCUCCAGAUCAGCAGAGAUUGAUCUUUGCUGGCAAGCAGUUGGAAGAUGGCCGCACUUUGUCCGACUACAACAUUCAGAAAGAGUCCACCCUCCAUUUGGUCCUGCGUCUGCGUGGAGGCAUCAUCGAGCCCAGUUUGAGAAUCCUGGCCUCCAAGUACAACUGUGACAAGAUGAUCUGCAGGAAGUGCUACGCCCGCCUCCACCCCCGGGCAACCAACUGCCGCAAGCGCAAGUGUGGCCACACCAGCAACAUCCGCCCCAAGAAGAAGCUGAAGUAGAUUAUUGUACAUUAUAUUGUGAUCGCUGCACAGUGGAAAUAAAAUCCUGGGCAAAUA
Molecule: messenger RNA, 490 nt
Organism: Haliotis rubra (blacklip abalone)
Lineage: Eukaryota; Metazoa; Mollusca; Gastropoda; Lepetellida; Haliotidae
Product: ubiquitin-60S ribosomal protein L40
Exons: 4
Coding region: 47-433 (128 amino acids)
Biological process (GO): translation; modification-dependent protein catabolic process; protein ubiquitination
Cellular component (GO): nucleus; ribosome; cytoplasm
Molecular function (GO): protein tag activity; structural constituent of ribosome; ubiquitin protein ligase binding
Source: RefSeq, a predicted model, not a curated record